Parastagonospora nodorum SN15 is the source of this 1215-nucleotide messenger RNA. RefSeq lists its product as hypothetical. The record is from RefSeq and is a predicted model, not a curated record. Bases 172 to 975 code for a protein of 267 amino acids. The transcript is spliced from 3 exons. NCBI's taxonomy places the organism in Eukaryota, Fungi, Ascomycota, Dothideomycetes, Pleosporales, Phaeosphaeriaceae.
CAUCGUGUCACAAUUGCUGCGGCUGUAAACACGUAUCCACACCCGUUGACCUGCUAUCGCUCCCUAAGCCGCUAACCCCACACUUGCUUGCGGACCCUUGGUGAUAUAAUCGUACAUCACCCACAACAACCACUCCACCCAGGCAGCACUCCUUCACCACACAUCGCCACAAUGCGCUUCUCGUCGAGUCUCCUCCUGGCCCUCCCAGCGAUCGCCGUCGCUGAGGAGCAGAUUCCUCUUCUCGACAAGGUUAAGGGAUUCUUCAACAAGGCCACCGCUGCCGUGUCCUCGUCUAUUCCGGCUGUUCCCUCGAACCCCAUCGAUGCCGCGACCAACAAGGCUGCAUCAGCAGCUGCAUCCGCCAUUCAGCAUCCCAUCACACUGGAGAACUGGAAGGAGGUGUUGACAGUCGACCCCACUGCCAGCCCGCCCACCACCCAGGAUUGGCUGAUCUUUGUCACUGGCGGCAACUCGACAUGCUUUGGCAUGUGCGCCAACGCGACCAAGGCCUGGAACACAUCUCUUCCCGUCCUGGCGGCCAAGUCGAACGCGCCCAAGUUUGCCUACCUCGACUGCGAGAAGGAGAACAUUCUCUGCAACUCGUGGUCCGUCGGCGCGCCUUCGAUUUACUACUUCUCCAUCCCCAAGCCUCUGGCUGACCAGUCGGCGCCUGUCCCGACCGUGCGAUACCAGCCCCUGAACCGCACCAGCACCACCGCGCAGACAUUGAAGGAGUUGAUUGUCGACAACGAGAUUGAGAAGGUCGUUCCCUACGAGGGUAUCUUCCACCCGUUCAACGGCGAGCUGCAGAAGUUCAACUUGGCUAUCCCCUACGGCUACGUGACCUGGGGCUUCUCCAAGAUGCCAUCAUGGCUGCCGAUGAUCGUGGUUUCGUUCCUUAGCAGGUCCUUUAUGGGCAAGCGCAUGAACCCAGGCACUCCUGGACCAGCACAGGCUGCCGCUCCCGCCCGAUAAACACAUCAGCUGUUUCGGCGUACGUAAAUUUUGGCCUAGGCCUGCGCUGCUUUAGGAUGGGCUCAACGCGUGUUCAUAUGAAGAAUCUAGGGUAGAUAUAUACCAGGUUGUAAUUAUCUGUCUUCGGAAAACUCACGGCCAUGUAUGUGGGUAAUCUGGUGAGACGAGAUUUGGGGGGGAGAGUGAAUAUCUCAAUCACGUACAGAGUAUGGCGUUAUAUGAAAAUGUAAUUGCUUCUCU